CAUACCACCAUCACCAUAUAUAUCUCCUGCAAUUGAACAAGGCCCUCUCCUAUCUAUUCUAGGUUGCCAACAAGAUUAAUUGACUAGGGUCUAAAGUUAGUUAUUAUUCACAUCCCUUUUUGGAAAGUAACAAAUCAAAAAAAUGGUGAGAUCCAAUGGCCAGGAGAAGAUGGAGUUGAAGAAAGGUCCAUGGACUCGUGAGGAAGAUCAGAAGCUUCUUGCUCAUAUUGAAGAACAUGGCCAUGGAAGCUGGCGUUCCCUCCCUGCUAAAGCUGGGUUACAAAGAUGUGGGAAGAGCUGUAGAUUGAGAUGGACUAACUAUCUUAGACCAGAUAUCAAGAGAGGCAAAUUUAGCUCCCAAGAGGAGAAGGCCAUUAUUCGACUCCAUGCCCUUCUUGGCAAUAGGUGGUCAGCUAUAGCAACCCAUUUACCAAAGAGAACAGACAACGAGAUCAAGAACUACUGGAACACCCGGCUGAAGAAGCGGUUGACCCGGAUGGGGAUCGACCCGGCCACCCACAAGCCAAAGGAGACCCCGGGCGGCUCGGCCCAGUCAAGGCAGGCGGCCGUGGUCAGCCACAUGGCUCAGUGGGAGACCGCCCGCCUCGAGGCCGAGGCCCGCCUCGUCCGAGAAUCAAAAUUUCUGUCCAAACUUCAACUCCUUCAGAAAAUCUCCGUGCCGCCGCCGCUUCCGCCGGCGCCGGCGCCGGCCUGCCUAGACGUGCUCAAGGCGUGGCAAUCGUCCAACAGCGGCAGCGGCGGCCUUUUCGUCCUCGACUCGCCGACUUCAACACUAAACUUUUGUAUUAACAAAUUAAACGGAUACGUGGAAGAGAAGGGUAUGUUCAAUAAUUUGGUGCAGGAUGAUAAUAUUUCGUUGUGUUCUAUGAAUAAUCUAGAAGCUUCCAUGGAUCCGGCGAUGUUGAGCUCGGAAUGCUACAACAGUGGGGCGAGUUCGUACGCCGGAGAGUUGGAGGAUAACAAGAAUUAUUGGAAUGAAUUGCUCAAUUUAGUGACUUCUCCGGUGGAAUCGCCUGUGUUUUAGUGUUGUAUCAUUAACUAAUUUGAUGCAUGCAACUUAAUUAGGUUAUGAGAAUCGGACCUUGUCAUUUUGUAAUAAUUGGUUAGUAGCGAUUUCAAUGAAGUCUCUACACAAUUAUGUA
Molecule: messenger RNA, 1163 nt
Organism: Salvia hispanica
Lineage: Eukaryota; Viridiplantae; Streptophyta; Magnoliopsida; Lamiales; Lamiaceae
Product: transcription factor MYB106-like
Source: RefSeq, a predicted model, not a curated record